Babesia ovata is the source of this 1188-nucleotide messenger RNA. RefSeq lists its product as uncharacterized. Bases 1 to 1188 code for a protein of 395 amino acids. The record is from RefSeq and is a predicted model, not a curated record. NCBI's taxonomy places the organism in Eukaryota, Apicomplexa, Aconoidasida, Piroplasmida, Babesiidae. Gene Ontology annotation, cellular component: catalytic step 2 spliceosome; nucleolus. The transcript is spliced from 2 exons. Gene Ontology annotation, molecular function: ATP binding; mRNA binding; RNA helicase activity.
AUGGGCGCGCCCAGCGGCGAAGACCGUACGACGUACGAGACUUCGGAAGAAUGUGAAGUGGUGGAUUCGUUCGAAGGGCUCGGCCUGCGCGAGGAGAUCCUGAAGGGCAUUUUCGCCUACGGUUUCGACCGGCCCUCGGCUGUCCAGCAGCGCGCCAUCAAGCCAAUCCUCAAUGGCCGCGACGUGAUCAUCCAAUCGCAAAGUGGAACAGGCAAGACCUGCGUGUUCUGCCUCGGCGCGCUGCAGACGGUGAACGCCGCGUCAAAGCAGACGCAGGUCCUGCUGCUAUCGCCGACACGUGAACUUGCUGAGCAAUCGCAAAAAGUGUGCCUUGCGCUCGGGGACUACUGCAACAUCGAAGUACAUUGCUGCAUCGGAGGAAAACGCGUAUCGGAUGACAUCAAGGCCCUGGAAUCAGGGGUACAUAUCGUAUCUGGAACACCCGGAAGGGUCAACCACAUGAUCUCUGAGAGACACCUCAACACUAGGAACAUCAAGCAGCUGAUCCUCGACGAAGCCGACGAGAUGUUGAACCGCGGAUUCAAGGACCAGGUCUACUCCAUCUACAGGUACCUGCCGCCCGCCCUGCAGGUGGUGCUGGUCUCGGCCACCCUACCGCAGGAGGUGGUGGACAUAACCCACAAGUUCAUGAACAACCCAUUCCGCGUGCUGGUUAAGCGUGACGAAUUGACGCUCGAAGGAAUUAAACAGUUUUUCGUCUCAGUCGAGAAGGAACAAUGGAAGUUCGACACCCUGUGCGACCUGUACGAGUCGCUGAUCAUCACCCAGGCCGUCGUCUUCUGCAACACGCGCGAGAAGGUCGACUGGCUGGCCAAGCGGAUGCAGGACUCCAACUUCACCGUCUGCAAAAUGCACGGCGAGAUGUCCCAGAAGGAGCGCAACGACAUCAUGCAGCAGUUCCGCCGCGGUGAGUCCCGCGUGCUGAUAUCCACCGACAUCUGGGGACGCGGACUCGACGUGCAACAGGUCUCGUUAGUCGUGAACUACGACCUGCCCAACAGCCGUGAGAACUAUAUCCACCGUAUCGGUAGGUCCGGACGGUACGGCCGCAAGGGUGUGGCGAUAAACUUCGUUAAGGAUGACGACAUUCGCAUCCUCCGCGAUAUUGAGCAGUACUACUCGACACAAAUUGACGAGAUGCCCAUGAACAUCGCCGAACUGCUGUAA